Linum tenue is the source of this 297-nucleotide messenger RNA. The record is from the annotation of a GenBank genome assembly. NCBI's taxonomy places the organism in Eukaryota, Viridiplantae, Streptophyta, Magnoliopsida, Malpighiales, Linaceae.
GGCGAAACCCUAACCGCCGCCCUCUUCUCCCUCUCCUUCGCCAAAAACGGCGAUCUUCUCCUCUCUAAUCCUCUCUCCUCUCGACCGCCGUCGGCCACACAAAUCUGGUCGGGAAUCCUAAUCGAAGCCGAGUUGUCCAGGGAGGUCGACGGCACUCAGGCUUCACAUCGGGAAAAAAAAAAACUAUUUAGGUUUUAGAAGCGAAGGGGUCUAGGUGAGUUCUACUAAGACUCUUGAGAAUUUUAACUUAAGUAAAUUGGAUUAUAUGGCUAUAGACUAAAUGAUUUGUGAACCUGA